UGGCCCGGACCACCCCGGCCCGGAGGGCCGUCAACAAAGUGGUGUACGAUGACCACGAGAGCGAGGAGGAGGAGGAGGAGGAAGACAUGGUCUCCGAGGAGGAGGAGGAGGGCGACGCCGAAGAGAUCCAGGAUUCUGAGGACGACGAGGAAGAUGAAAUGGAAGAGGACGACGAUGACUCCGAUUAUCCGGAGGAGAUGGAAGACGACGACGACGACGCCAGUUACUGCACGGAAAGCAGCUUCAGGAGCCAUAGCACCUAUAGCAGCACUCCAGGUAGGCGAAAACCCAGAGUACAUCGGCCUCGUUCUCCAAUUUUGGAAGAAAAGGACAUCCCGCCCCUUGAGUUUCCCAAGUCCUCUGAGGAUUUAAUGGUGCCUAAUGAGCAUAUAAUGAAUGUUAUUGCCAUUUAUGAGGUACUGCGGAACUUUGGCACUGUUUUAAGGUUAUCUCCUUUUCGCUUUGAGGACUUUUGUGCAGCCUUGGUGAGUCAAGAGCAGUGUACACUUAUGGCGGAGAUGCACGUUGUGCUUUUGAAAGCAGUGUUGCGUGAAGAAGAUACUUCCAAUACUACCUUUGGACCCGCUGAUCUGAAAGACAGUGUUAACUCCACGCUGUAUUUCAUUGAUGGGAUGACGUGGCCCGAGGUGCUGCGGGUGUACUGUGAGAGCGAUAAGGAGUACCAUCAUGUUCUUCCUUACCAAGAGGCAGAUGACUAUCCUUAUGGACCAGUGGAGAACAAAAUCAAAGUUCUGCAGUUCUUAGUCGAUCAGUUUCUUACCACAAAUAUUGCUCGUGAGGAACUGAUGUCUGAAGGGGUAAUCCAGUAUGAUGACCAUUGUAGGGUUUGUCACAAACUUGGGGAUUUGCUUUGCUGUGAGACGUGUUCAGCCGUAUACCAUUUGGAAUGUGUGAAGCCACCUCUCGAGGAGGUGCCGGAGGAUGAGUGGCAGUGUGAGGUCUGUGUGGCACAUAAGGUGCCUGGUGUGACUGACUGCGUUGCUGAAAUCCAAAAAAACAAACCAUAUAUUCGACAUGAACCUAUUGGAUAUGACAGAAGUCGGAGGAAAUACUGGUUCUUAAACCGAAGACUCAUAAUAGAAGAAGAUACAGAAAAUGAAAACGAAAAGAAAAUUUGGUACUACAGCACAAAGGUCCAGCUUGCAGAAUUAAUGGACUGCCUAGACAAAGAUUAUUGGGAAGCAGAACUCUGCAAAGUUCUGGAAGAAAUGCGGGAAGAAAUCCACCGGCACAUGGACAUAACCGAAGACCUGACCAAUAAGGCUCGGGGCAGUAACAAAUCCUUUCUGGCGGCAGCUAACGAAGAAAUUUUGGAAUCCAUAAGAGCCAAAAAGGGAGAGAUUGAUAUUGUUAAAAGCCCAGAAGAAAUAGAAAAGGACAACAGCGAGACUGAGAAUAACUCCAAAGAUGCUGAGAAAAGCAGAGAGGAGUUUGAAGACCAGUCCCUUGAAAAAGAAAAUGACGACAAAACACCAGACGAUGAUCCUGAGCAAGGAAAAUCUGAGGAGCCAACAGAAGUUGGGGAUAAAGGUAACUCUGUAUCAGCAAAUCUUGGCGACAACACAACAAAUGCUUCUUCAGAAGAGACUAGUCCCUCUGAAGGGAGGAGUCCUGUGGGGUGUCUCUCAGAAACCCAUGAUAGCAGCAACAUGGCAGAGAAGAAGGUGGCAUCUGAGCUCCCCCAGGAUGUGCCAGAAGAACCUAACAAGACAUGUGACAGCAGUAACACUAGUGCUACCACUACCUCCAUUCAGCCUAAUCUGGAAAACAGUAACAGCAGCAGUGAACUAAAUUCUUCCCAGAGUGAAUCUGCUAAGGCAGCUGAUGAUCCUGAAAAUGGAGAAAGAGAGUCUUAUACACCUGUCUCUGUUCAAGAAGAGAUAGGACUUUAUAAAUGGUCUCGAGAAGUAGCCACCAUAGUUGAGCAUCUUGACAUUAAAAUCUCCAGCGUACUGGUAGUUAACUCUCAAGGAGAAAUUUCACGGCUGAGUACCAAAAAGGAAGUGGUCAUGAAAGGAAAUAUCAACAAUUAUUUUAAGUUGGGUCAAGAAGGGAAGUAUCGUGUCUACCACAAUCAAUACUCCACCAAUUCAUUUGCUUUGAAUAAGCACCAGCACAGAGAAGACCAUGACAAGAGAAGGCAUCUUGCACAUAAAUUCUGUCUGACUCCAGCAGGAGAGUUCAAAUGGAACGGUUCUGUCCACGGGUCCAAAGUUCUUACAAUAUCUACUCUGAGACUGACCAUCACCCAACUGGAAAACAAUAUCCCUUCGUCCUUUCUUCAUCCCAAUUGGGCUUCCCACAGGGCAAAUUGGAUCAAGGCAGUUCAGAUGUGUAGCAAACCCAGAGAAUUUGCGUUGGCCUUAGCAAUUUUGGAGUGUGCAGUUAAACCAGUUGUGAUGCUACCAAUAUGGCGGGAAUCUUUAGGACAUACCAGGUUACACAGGAUGACAUCAAUUGAAAGAGAAGAAAAAGAGAAAGUAAAAAAAAAAGAGAAGAAACAAGAAGAGGAAGAAACGAUGCAACAAGCUACGUGGGUAAAAUAUACAUUUCCAGUUAAACAUCAGGUUUGGAAACAAAAAGGAGAGGAAUACAGAGUAACAGGAUAUGGUGGUUGGAGCUGGAUUAGUAAAACUCAUGUUUAUAGGUUUGUUCCUAAAUUGCCAGGCAAUACUAAUGUGAAUUACAGAAACUCGUUAGAAGGAACCAAAACUAGUAUGGAUGAGAAUAUGGAUGAAUCAGAUAGAAGAAGAAGUCCAAAAAAAAUAAAAACAGAGCCUGAUUCUGAGAAAGGCGAGGUAAAAGAUUCAGAUGCUGCAGAAGGAGCAGACAAAAGUGAAAUGGAUAUUUCAAAGAUUACUGAGAAGAAGGACCAAGAUGUAAAAGAAGUCUUAGAUUCUGACAAUGAUAAAUCCCUUAAGGAAGAACCAAUGGAAAUAGAUGAUGAUGUGAAAACAGAAUCACAUAUAAAUUGUCAGGAAAGUUCUCAAGUAGAUGUGGUCAAUGUCAGUGAGGGCUUUCAUCUAAGGACUAGUUAUAAAAAGAAAAUUAAAUCAUCCAAACUAGAUGGACUUCUUGAAAGGAGAAUUAAACAGUUUACGUUGGAAGAAAAACAGCGCCUCGAAAAAAUGAAGUUGGAGGGUGGAAUUAAGGGUACAGGAAAGACCUCUACAAGCUCUUUGAAAAGCCUGUCAGAGUCACCAAUAAUAACGAAAACAAAAGAAGGGUGUCAAAGUGACUUGCUUAGACAAGAACAAAGCCCUAACACAAGUAACGAAAAAUCUGAAGACUUUAUUCGAGGAUGUUCACAAAGUGAUUCCUCAAUUCUGGGAAUCAAUGAUCCUGGUCAUACAGCAAGUAAACUUUAUCCAAAAGAUCAAAUGUUAGAUGACAUCUCCAUUCAGAGCCCAGAGACAAACUGUCAGAAACAAAAUUCUGUUGGAAAUGACAUAGAUGAGAGUUUCUCUGAACCUACCAGUAAAGGACAGGAGCCCAGUAAGAUUAAAAGAAAAGGAAGUGAUUUUCUCAUCGAAGACUCUAAGCUAGCCAGUGCAGAUGAAAUUGGUACUUUGAUCUAUAAAGAAAAACCACUCAUACAGGAGGAUAAUGACACCAUUGUUUCUCCUUCCCAGAGCCCUUUACUCCCAUCAGUAUCAAAAAGUACUGAUGAUAGAGAUAUCCCAUCUCUGUCAAAAGCAAUGAACUUGGAAGGAAAACUGGGCUGUGACUCUGAAUAUAAUAGCACUUUGGAAAAUAGUUCUGAUACUAUGUCCAUUCAGGACAGCAGUGAAGAAGAUAUGAUUGUUCAGAAUAGCAAUGACAGUAUUUCUGAGCAGUUCAUAACCCAAGAACAAGGUCGUGAAGGCUUGGAAACAUUGAAACAUGAGUUUGUUUCAGAUAAGUCCACUGGAAACUGUGAUGACAGGCUGCAGGGUAAGGUAACUGAAGCAAAUGGUAAAAAACCAAGUCAAGAACAGAAAUUAGAGGAGAGACCAGUUAAUAAAUGUAUUGAUCAAAUAAAUCUAAAAAGUAGCAACAGAAAGAAUAAUGAAAAUCGAGACUCUGAAAAGAAAGUACAGAAAGCAAGUACCUUUCAAAUAAAUGGGAAAGAUAAUAAACCUAAAGUAUAUUUGAAAGGUGAAUGCUUAAAAGAAAUUUCUGAGAGUAAAGUAGUAAGUGCUGAAGUUGAACCAAAGGUUAAUAAUAUCAGUAAAAUAACUCCUGGAAAUGAUGUUAAGUCUUUGACUGUUAAAGAAUCUGCUGUAAAGCCAUUCAUGAAUGGUGAUGUCAUCAUGGAAGAUUUUAAUGAAAAAAACAACUUGGAAACAAAAUCAUGUUUACCAAGAUCUUCAGAUGCUGAGGGUGACUGCCAAGAUGGCCUAGAGAGCCUGCCAUCAACCAAAGAGUCUGAGAGUGCACGAACUACCACAUUUCCACCAUCUUGUCUAGAAAGCAGUUCAACGAAUCAGGUAGAAGAUAUGGAAAUUGAAACCUCGGAAGUUAAGAAAGUUACUCCAUCACCCAUUACUUCCGGAGAGGAAUCAAACCUUAGUAAUGAUUUUAUUGAUGAAAACGGUCUGUCCACCAACAAAGAUGAAAAUGUCAAUGGAGAAUCGAAAAGAAAAACAGUCAUUACAGAAGUCACCACGACGACAUCCACAGUGGCCACCGAAUCAAAAACUGUAAUCAAAGUAGCAAAAGGCGAUAAGCAAACUGUGGUCUCUUCCACAGAGAAUUGUGCCAAAUCCACUGUCACAACCACCAUGACGACGGUAACAAAGCUUUCCACACCCUCUGCAGACAGCAGUGUGGACAUCAUCUCUGUGAAGGAGCAGAGCAAAACUGUGGUCACGACCACAGUGACAGACUCACUAACCACCGCAGGGGGCACUCUGAUAACGUCUAUGACCAUGAGCAAAGAAUAUUCCACAAGAGACAAAGUGAAACUCAUGAAAUUUUCAAGACCCAAGAAGACCCGUUCAGGUACAGCACUACCAUCCUAUAGAAAGUUUGUCACCAAAAGCAGCAAGAAGAGCAUAUUUGUUUUGCCUAAUGAUGACUUAAAAAAAUUGGCCAGAAAAGGAGGAAUUCGAGAAGUCCCUUAUUUUAAUUACAAUGCUAAACCUGCCUUGGAUAUAUGGCCAUAUCCUUCUCCUAGACCAACCUUUGGUAUCACUUGGAGGUAUAGACUGCAGACCGUGAAGUCCUUAGCUGGAGUGAGCCUUAUGUUGCGGUUAUUGUGGGCAAGUCUGAGAUGGGAUGACAUGGCAGCCAAGGCUCCUCCAGGAGGCGGGACGACACGGACAGAAACAUCUGAAACUGAAAUCACAACAACAGAAAUCAUUAAGAGGCGAGAUGUUGGUCCUUACGGCAUUCGCUCUGAAUAUUGUAUCAGAAAAAUCAUUUGCCCCAUUGGCGUUCCAGAGGCACCAAAAGAAACACCUACACCUCAGAGGAAAGGCCUUCGAUCAAGCGCAUUGCGGCCAAAGAGACCAGAAACGCCCAAGCAAACUGGCCCUGUUAUUAUCGAAACCUGGGUAGCAGAAGAAGAGUUGGAAUUAUGGGAGAUCAGGGCGUUUGCUGAGAGAGUGGAGAAAGAAAAGGCACAAGCAGUUGAGCAACAGGCUAAGAAACGAUUGGAACAGCAGAAGCCUACAGUAAUUUCAGCGUCCACUACUUCCCCAACCAACAGUACGACUAGUACCAUCUCUCCAGCACAGAAAGUUAUGGUGGCCCCACUGAGCGGCCCUGUUACAACUGGCGCUAAAAUGGUACUAACUACUAAAGUUGGAUCUCCAGCCACAGUAACAUUCCAGCAGAACAAGAGCUUCCAUCAGACCUUUGCUACCUGGGUUAAGCAAGGCCAGUCAAAUUCAGGCGUUGUUCAAGUACAGCAGAAAGUCCUGGGUAUCAUUCCAUCGAGUACAGGUACAAGUCAGCAAACCUUUACUUCAUUCCAGCCCAGGACAGCAACAGUCACAAUUAGGCCCAAUACCUCAGGCUCUGGAGGAACCACAAGCACUUCACAAGUGAUCACAGGGCCUCAGAUCCGCCCUGGUAUGACGGUGAUUAGAACACCACUCCAACAGUCAACACUAGGAAAGGCAAUUAUUCGAACACCUGUGAUGGUACAGCCAGGUACUCCUCAACAAGUGGUGACUCAGAUCAUCAGAGGGCAGCCUGUUUCCACUGCAAUCUCUGCCCCUAAUGCAGUUUCCUCAAGCCCUGGGCAGAAAGGCUUACCUUCCGGACCAUCCGCUGCAAACCUGCAGUCUUCAACCUCACAACCCCCUCGUCCCCAGCAAGGACAGGUGAAGCUGACCAUGGCGCAACUCACCCAGUUAACACAGGGCCACGGUGGCAAUCAAGGUUUGACGGUAGUAAUUCAAGGACAAGGUCAAACUACAGGACAGUUGCAGUUGAUACCUCAAGGAGUGACUAUACUUCCAGGUCCAGGACAGCAGCUGAUGCAAGCAGCAAUGCCAAAUGGUACUGUUCAGCGCUUCCUGUUUACCCCACUGGCAACAACAGCCACCGCGGCCAGCACCACCACCACCACCACCAUUUCCACUACAGCAGCAGGUACAAGUGAACAAAGACAGAGUAAAUUAUCACCCCCGACACAGGUGCAACAAGCCAAAACCCUGCCACCAGCUCAGUCAUCAAGUGUGAGUCCUUCAGAAGCCCAGCCACAGACUGCUCAGCCUUCAGCUCAGCCCCAGCCCCAAACCCAGCCCCAGUCCCCAGCUCAGCCUGAAGCUCAGACUCAGCCUGAAGUUCAACCCCAAACAACUGUUGCAUCCUAUGUCCCUUCUGAAGCACAACCCACCCAAGCACAGUCAUCCAAGCCCCAAGUUGCAGCACAGUGUCAGCCUCAAAGUCAUGUCCAAGGACAGUCUCCUGCUCGCGUCCAGAGUCCGCCACAGACUCGAAUACGUCCAUCAACUCCAUCCCAGGUGUCUCCUGGACAGCAAGCCCAGGUUCAGACUACAACCUCCCAACCGAUUCCAAUUCAGCCACAUACAUCUCUUCAGAUACCUUCCCAGGGCCAGCCACAAUCACAACCCCAGGUGGUGAUGAAGCAUAAUGCUGUAAUAGAACAUUUAAAACAGAAAAAGACCAUGACUCCAGCUGAAAGAGAAGAGAAUCAAAGAAUGAUUGUCUGUAACCAGGUGAUGAAGUAUAUUUUGGAUAAGAUAGAUAAAGAAGAAAAACAAGCAGCGAAAAAACGGAAGCGCGAAGAGAGUGUGGAACAGAAACGUAGCAAGCAGAAUGCUACCAAGCUCUCUGCACUGCUCUUCAAACACAAAGAGCAGCUCAAAGCUGAAAUCCUGAAAAAGAGAGCACUCCUGGACAAGGAUCUACAAAUCGAAGUGCAGGAAGAGCUCAAGAGAGACCUGAAAAUUAAGAAAGAAAAAGAAAUGGUGCAGGCCACAGCAGUAGCUGCCACUUCCCCGCCUCCGGCCCCACCGCCUUCGCCUCCACCUCCGCCUCCCCCGCAGCACUCGGGUCCCCUGGCCACGGCCACGGCCACACUGCCUGCAGCUUCCCAGAAGAGGAAGCGGGAAGAGGAAAGAGACUCAAGCUCCAAGUCCAAGAAGAAGAAAAUGAUUUCUACUACCUCAAAGGAAACUAAGAAGGACACAAAGCUUUACUGUAUAUGUAAAACGCCUUACGAUGAAUCUAAAUUCUAUAUUGGCUGUGACCGGUGUCAGAAUUGGUACCAUGGGCGCUGCGUGGGCAUCUUGCAGAGUGAGGCAGAGCUCAUUGACGAGUAUGUCUGUCCACAGUGCCAGUCGACAGAGGAUGCCAUGACAGUGCUCACGCCACUGACAGAGAAAGAUUAUGAGGGUUUGAAGAGGGUGCUGCGUUCUUUACAGGCCCAUAAAAUGGCCUGGCCUUUCCUUGAGCCAGUGGAUCCUAAUGAUGCACCCGACUAUUACGGUGUUAUUAAGGAACCGAUGGACCUUGCCACCAUGGAAGAAAGAAUACAGAGACGAUAUUAUGAAAAGCUGACGGAAUUUGUGGCAGAUAUGACCAAAAUUUUUGAUAACUGUCGUUACUACAAUCCAAGUGACUCCCCUUUUUACCAGUGUGCAGAAGUUCUUGAAUCAUUCUUUGUACAGAAAUUGAAAGGAUUCAAAGCUAGCAGGUCUCAUAACAACAAACUGCAGUCUACAGCUUCUUAAAGUUCAGCGUGUUAACCUAAACAUAAAACACAGCAAGAAUCUGGUUGUCUGAACUAUUUUAAAUUAAGGAGCCAGAUGUUUUUAGUCAGGUUAUCCUGACAAGACUUGACCUAAACUUCGUUUUUAUUGGUCAUAACAGUCCAAUUAUAUUCUUGACCAAUUUUGUCCAACGGACAAGGGAAAAGCAAAGUCAACGACACCAUUAUCUUGUCAAGAUCAAAUGGUUUUAUUGUUGUGGCAGAAGCGGGAAAACUUUGUUUAUUGAAAAAAAAAAAGAAAAAAGAAAGCAAGAAAAAAAGAUAAUAUGGGGUCAAGUGUAACUCCAUGGAAAUGCCACGUCUGCUCUUCAGUGAAGAAGCUGGUUUAGAGUCUCACAGAAAACUUUUGACUGUAUUUAUUUAUUGUUGCAAAAAAGACGCUUUUUUAUUGCUGCCCUCAUUUGUCAGCUAAUUAUUUUUUCUUAUAAAAUUCAGCCCCGGUUACAUGUAAUCCAUUCUGUAUCUUAUCAUGAUUCCUGUAGGUAAAAGUACAAGACGACCUCUAGAUGUCUUUUCUUUCUAUGAAAGGAGCUGCUAUGUACACAUGUGCACACACACACACACACACACACACACACACACACACAACUGGGAAUCAACAAUGCGUUUAUUGUUCAUGGUAGAUAAAAAUUAAGCUUGCAUAAAGGUUGGGCUAAGUGGUCCUGGACUACAGACUCUCUUGCCUUGAAUAUAACAGUACAAUUUGUCAUUUACUCUGCACCAGGCUAAAAUGAGUAAAAUCUAUUUGAAGGUAUCUUGUUUGUAAACAUUUGUCAGAUUCUAAUUUUUUUCUUUUUGUAUUAAAAUUCAACUAUGGAUGUAUAUGAAACAAAAUAAAUGGAGAUCAUUUUUCUCCCACAGAUGGUGUCUUUGAAUGUGCGCUAAUGAUUAUCUGUAAGCCUUUAAGGGGAAAGGGAGGGCUGCAAGGUAAAUAAGAGGCAGAAGAAUCUAAUAGUACCUGGAUUUGUGCAGGAUAUUAGUGGCCCUUCAUUUUAUAAUUCCCAGCCCAUUGUAAUCAUGUCAAAGGAAAAUCUUCAGGGGUGCUAGUCAUGUUGCAUCAGUUGAUCGUACUAGUAAAAAAGGUAAUGUGACGAAACAGACAUUGCCUUCAUCUGUGUAUUAUAUGAUAUCAGGCAAAUGAUCAGUUCGACAGCUACUUAUAUUUUAUGAAGGGUGUUUUUUUUGAGAUGACAUCAUCUUUUUUUUGUUUGUAUUUUUUGUUGGUUGCGUUGUUUUGGGUAUUUUUCCACUAAGGAAAAAGUAGUGUAAUCAGUAGGAAAAAAGGUGGAAACAACGGAGGAGGGUGUAUUUUGCAUGUUUUUCCUUUCAGUGUUCUAACCUUACACUUGUAUUACGGCAUUGUAAUAGCUUCUAGAAGAUCUUCCAUGGUUGGUUUAUGCAGCUUUGCAAAAAUUUUACUAGAUUUUGCACUAAUUCAUAUUAGCUUUGUCCUGCCGAGUUCUGGAAUUUAUCUAAUUAUUGUUUUUAAAAAAUUUCUUCUGUGUAAUAUCACCCUGCUAUGCAAAACCUUUCCCAGACCGCAGUUUCUCAAAAGAAAGAUAUUGCUACAGUUCCCAAUUCUUUCUUAUUACAGGCUCAGGUGUACAGGUUAUUCUGUGUUUUUAUCUAAUGAAGCCCAUUUUUGUACAUAAAAAUGUCACUUAAACCUAUGCUUACAAACUAAAGAGACGAAUUGCUCAAUAUUAAAACAUGGAAACCAUUUUGCUUAAAAUAUUAACAUGGAAGUAGUCAAACAGGUUAUUUUGUCCUUUUACUUUUUGAAAAAUGUUACAUAUUGUAUGCACUGUGCUGAUGCAAAAAUCCUACAUUUUAAUGAACUAUAAAAUUAUUCUGCAUCUCAUCACAUCACAGUAUUUCUGUACUAUUUAUUCAUAUAUAUAGAUAUAGAUAUAUAUGGGCUUAAUCAUUUAAAACUUGUUGCGGCAAGAACUUUCCUACUUGUAGGCAAUAGAUUGCUAUGUUUUUAACAGAUUGUGGCAAAUUCUAAACAGCUAUUCUUUUUGUACGUAAUAGGACAUUUCAUCCUAGAAAAAUAAAGUAAUGUUUUUGACAUUGGAUUUGGUGCAGUUUCUAAUGAAACAGUGGUUGGUUGAUAUAUUUUCUGUAGCUGUUGGCCUUGCCAGAUUGUACAAAAAAGGUAAAUUUUAUGGGAAUCCUCUGACCAGGAAGAUGUUGAUUUCAUAUGUGUAUUUAAUAUAAAGUUUUGCAAUUUCUAUCACCAUAUAAAUACAUAGACAUUUUAUAGUUUUAUCAACUACGGAGCUUUAGUCUUCCAAAAGUAAUUUUUGAAAGACACAUUCUUAUAAUACAUAAGGAGUUUCAAAAGCUGCUUUUCUAUGAGUAUUCUUUGACAAGCUUCUGCUAUUGGAUAAAAUACACAUAUUACAGCUAUUUUGCUUUCAAUAAUCCAAGUAGUAGAAGGCACAUUUGUGAUACUGUUAGGAUUUUUCUACUCAGUCUUUGGGCUUGUAAAUAAUUUGCAUCAGUAGAUUUCCUUGGCUAAAGGUAUUUUCAGUGCUUGUUGUGUUUCAUCUGCCAAAUUCACAAUCCUUAAACUAUUUCAUAAAAAGUUAUUUUCAUAAUAUUGGUAAGGCUUUUUUUCUCCUCUCCAAAUUCUGCAGGAUUUGUAUUUCAGUUAAUGUCCUGCAGUGGGUUAAAAAAACUUGUGAACUUUUAGAGCUAUUUUCUAAAGUAAAAACAAUUACCUUUUGAUAUUCAAAAUGGCCUGGAGUGUUAUUUACAGACACUGACAUUUACUGUUGUUUGUCAUCUGCCUUCCUAGAAUCUGCAGAUAGAAGUUCUUUCCCUCUUCCUUUCUGUUAGGCAAACUCCCUGCCUCUUUGUGUUUCUCAUAUUCAAGAGCCAGCCUGGUGACCUUUUAAAUCUGCACCUACAGACUGAACUAGACAGAGCUCCAUGGUUAUUGCAGCACUCACCCUUUUCAUAAUUGAGGCUAUUACCCAUAAGUUAGCUUUCUAGUCCUUAAAAUGAGAAUGGUGGUAUCUCAUGGGCAAAGGGAUAUUUUAUAAGUACUUUGUGGAGACACAGCCAGCUGAGAAGUAUUUUUAAUAAUUUGAAAUCUUCAAAGGUACUUCCCGAUACUUAGAAUAAGAUACCAAAAAAACAUUUCUUAGAAGAUAGCACCCCACUUGAUCCAACUUGGACCAAAUUCAACUGAAGAAAUAAGCCAAAUAUUUUAAAUGAUAAAGUUCUGUUCCUGAAAUUGGGUUGUGCAUUAUAGGUGUCAGGUCAGUUUUUAGGUGUUUGCAUAUACGUGUGUUUGAUCCACCUUAAAAGUGAUUUUAAGAGAAAUAUAAACAAUGCCAAAUGAUAUCCUUAGAAGACAGUGAAAAGCUAGUACCAAAAAAAAGUGUAUAUGUUUUAUAGACCUUUCCCUACCAAAAGAAAAACAAGUACUUUUUUUUGUUGUCAAAUUCUAGCAGCUUAAUUUGAAGAAGGGAUGCUAAUGAGUUAGUCUUGAAGGCAACUGAGUAUUUUAUCGAUGAGGGACUGUUAGGUGUGCAGUCCUUUGGAGCACAACAAACCCAUGUGCUAAGAAGUACAGUAGGACAAAAGGAUUAGGAACUACAAUGAAUUUCCUAAUAAAAAUUUUCCAUAAAAUUCAAGAUGGCAUCCAAGGUACUGACUGAAUACUGAAAAGGAGAUUCUUCACCUCUUGCUAACCUGGAGUUCCCAGCCUAGAGUUUAUUGCCUUCUGUGGCUCUACCUCCUCUGAGCCUCACUGAACUCUCAUUGCAAACCUGGUCUUAAAUGAUGGCCUUAGUUUUAACGAGGAAGUUUCUAAAAAGCUGGCCUGCUUAUGUAUGCUGGGGUGUACAUACUAACUGUACAGCCAAGUAUCACACAGAUCACACAGUUUGGGCACAUUGUGUUUCCAAAACUCAGAAACUUGAGUUAUUAUCAAAUCAGUCUAAUCAAAACCUAACCCUCAGGCUAUGUAAAAGGGAUUUUCCCCCCUCACUUUUAAACCAGAGUUAUUUAUAACUCUACUCUUCAUGCUCAAACAUCUGACCAUCCAACCAAUAAUUUAACUGUUUGGCCAUUUUAUUUUCCCCACUGUGUUACUCAAGGUCACUACUUCGCCUUGUGACAUUUAAAACUUAGGCUUUGACUUUCGUGACUGGUGCUACUUACAUUUAAUUUUUAUCUUAAGGAAAAGUAACCCAAAAGCUCUUCACUUGCCGCAUACACUGCUGUCGAUAGUUUGUGUAAUAAUGUAGUUGAUUUCCCAAAAAGUAAUUCUAGUAUGAUUUUUAAUAAAUUUGGGCAAGACUCCUUUUUGGAAAAUUCUCCAAGAAAAUCCCUCAGUAAUGCUUUAAACACAGAAUAGUCAGAACCUCUCAACUUUUACUUUACCUCUUUGCUGCCGCCCCCCCCCCUUAGGGGCAAAUAAGGUAACAGUAUCUCCCAUUACAAUCAGAUGUUCUGUCUUAGGCUAUUGCUAUGUCCUGUCCUGGCAUUCUUUAGGUAUAUUCAGUGCUUCUGUAUGGCCAUUAAAGACUGUGUGCCAUUACAGACUAAAGACACUUCCCUGAGGGCAUCUCCUUUAUGACCACAUGGGCUGGUUUUCUCUUCAGUGCAGUUCCUUUUUAUCUUUCUUUAGGCAGUAAUCUUCAACCAUGGGUUAUCAGUGUCUCUAUUCACAGCAUUUCAAAUGAACUUAAGUACAGUUGGGUCUUCUGAAAAAAACUUUAUGGAGUUGUAUAAAAUCAAUGUUAAAUUCAGCUAGUGUUUAAACCUUUUUCAAACCAACUGGAAAACGCUUGAAAGUCACAUGCUUGCAAGCUGUUGCUUGCAACCCUGGUUCCAGGGUUUGGGGAGUAAGUUUGAGAAAGGCUUUUUCCCAAACCUUAGGGGCUCAGUGAGGCUAAAAAAACCAGGUGCAUCCAAGAUCUGAUUUCAAGGCAAGAUUUACUGCUUUACAAACACAAACAAGAUACUUGGUCUUAAUAGAAAAAUGACAUCAGAUACACCCAGCGUUGGGAUAGCUGCCAGUUUGGCACAAAACAUACGUUUUCAGGAGCAGGGAGGCAAGAAAAUAAACUAUAUCUUACAUUUUGGUACAUCAGAAACACUUGUUUAAAAAAUAUUUUGCUUGAAUUAAGCCCUUUAGUCUUCUUGAAGUGUAAAACUUUCUAACUUGUCUUGGGCUCUGAUCCUAGUGUUUGAUCUAUAUGACAUUUCAUACAUGUCUGACUAGUGCACUUACUGUUAUGUACAGAAUUUUAAAUGUGAUGGUUUGGGUAUAAAAUUUGGUUUGAUACGUGAUAUAAAGUAUUCAAAGUUGUAUAUAAAAUCAAGGAAAUGUUUUUUGUGAACUAUUUCUACUGAAGAAUGUAUUUAAAUUAAAAUAAUUAAAAAUAAA
Hipposideros armiger (great roundleaf bat) is the source of this 13655-nucleotide messenger RNA. It is a transcript of the gene BPTF, whose product is annotated as bromodomain PHD finger transcription factor. Gene Ontology annotation, cellular component: NURF complex. The coding region runs from base 87 to 8210 and encodes 2707 amino acids. Gene Ontology annotation, biological process: regulation of transcription by RNA polymerase II. Gene Ontology annotation, molecular function: RNA polymerase II cis-regulatory region sequence-specific DNA binding. The record is from RefSeq and is a predicted model, not a curated record. The transcript is spliced from 30 exons. NCBI's taxonomy places the organism in Eukaryota, Metazoa, Chordata, Mammalia, Chiroptera, Hipposideridae.